Molecule: messenger RNA, 2807 nt
Organism: Mya arenaria
Lineage: Eukaryota; Metazoa; Mollusca; Bivalvia; Myida; Myidae
Product: low affinity immunoglobulin epsilon Fc receptor-like
Exons: 1
Coding region: 175-1281 (368 amino acids)
Source: RefSeq, a predicted model, not a curated record
AUAAAUUAGCUUUGGACAAGCAUAUAUUUCCCUAUAGUUGCUUCAGAAUAUUCAAUCUGUUAUAACGUGCAAUUAUUUAUUUGGAACAUUUAGAAAAGCGUUGACAUACAUUGUAUAACACAUUUAAAAGUGGCGGUCUAUAAUGUAGGAGUACUUGCAGUAUUUUUGGCUGCUAUGACUACUGCACAGAAAUUAAAUCAGCUUAGUCAAAAAGUGAAUUUACUUGAAGCAAAAGUUGAUUACGAAAUGUUGAACCUGAAGCAAGAUCUUGAGACCUUUGUGGCAAACGUGAUUGACAUGAUAACAAGCGACAUUUGUGGCAUAUGUGUUAAUAACACUAAUACAGUUUUAACCAAAUCUGAUGCACACAAUAACCAAGAGGGACUCACAAGACAGGAAAAAGGUGACACAAGCAAAAUGCAAGGUUUCAAAUUACAAAUUCGGCAGGCCUUUGCUAAAGAGAAACUUUUCCUGGGUGAGUUUAAUACUGAUAUCACGGAGAAGACAAAACGAAUGGAAACUAAAAUUGACGACUUCAACAAACUACUCAGAGAAAGCGAUUCGAAACAAGAGCAUAUGUUUGAACGCGCUGCACAAUUGUCUGAAGGAGUUGAUGCACUAAAUGCUUCAUUAAAUGAGUCAAACGAAAAUACCGCACAUCUUGAGACAGAAAUGGCGAAAAUGAAAAAAGAAAAUGUUGAAGUGGGAGGCAUGUUAAAAGAGUUCGAAAACAAUCUCACUAGAAUGAACCAAAAUUACGAAAGUAUGGAGUCAGAUGUAAAUAAUCUUAAAAGAGAAUUUAACGAAACUUUGGUUGAUAUGGCGAAAUCAAUUGACAGGGUCAAGAAAAUGUUUUCUAAAGGACGCACUGCUUGUUUCGACUUAAAAGGUAAAAUACUGAAUACAAAUUGUUACGUAGAGCUUAAUGAAAAAUAUAAUUUUGUAAAAGCUGUCCAGAAGUGUUCAGAACUGAUUUCGGGGGAUCACUCAAAGUUGCUUGAGAUCGAAUCUAAAGAAGAGAACGACUUUAUUGCUAAAAACUUCAAGAACAAGGGGAAAUGGUUGGGUGGAUCUGACAAAAAAUCUGAAGGAACCUGGUACUGGAUUUCGGAUCAGCGUGUUUGGACGGAGAGUGAUUUCAAAGCUUGGCAUGCGGGUGAACCAAAUGACGAUAAUGACGGGGAAGACUGUUUACACUUAAAGGCUUCCGGGACAUGGAACGAUAUACCAUGUAACUCGGAGCUGACGGUUGUUUGUGAAUUUAAAUUAGAUUGGAACUGAUUGAAUUGGAACUUAAUGAUACAAUAGCAGUGAUUAGGUAUUGACGUGCUGUGUUAGAACAUGGCAUUUGUAGGUUAUCAUUGUUAGCAUAAACAUGUUUUAUGUUAUUGUUAGUGAGUGUAUAUAAUAAGACGGAACGAUGAACACUGUCGCAAUGAGAAGAUAGUUGGUACAGAAGCAGUGAUUAAGUAUUGACGUGCUGUGUUAGAGCAUGGCAUUUGUAGGUUAUCAUUGUUAGCAUAAACAUGUUUAAUGUUAUUGUUAGUGAGUGUAUAUAAUAAGACGGAACGAUGAACACUGUCGCAUUGAGAAGAGGGUUGAUACAGUAGCAGUGAUUAAGUAUUGACGUUCUGUGUUAGAGCAUGGCAUUUGUAGGUUAUCAUUGUUAGCAUAAACAUGUUUAAUGUUAUUGUUAGUGAGUGUAUAUAAUAAGACGGAACGAUGAACACUGUCGCAAUGAGAAGAUAGUUGGUACAGAAGCAGUGAUUAAGUAUUGACGUGCUGUGUUAGAGCACGGCAUUUGUAAGUUAUCAUUGUCAGCAUAAACAUACUUAAUGUUAUUGUUAGUGAGUGUAUAUAAUAUGACGGAACGAUGAACACUGUCACAUUGAGAAGAGGGUUGAUACAGUAGUAGUGAUUUCGUAUUGACUUGCUUUGUUCAAGUUAGUAUUGUCAGCAUAAACAUGUUAUUGUUCGGUAAGGUAUAUAAUGAUAAAUCAAUAUUGCUUUUCGCAUAUAUAAUUUUAUUCUUAAGUGUUUCAAUGGUGCAUUUACUUGGGCUGUUAACGCAUAAAAUAUUAUACGGAUUGUUUAAGCAGGCCAGCAGGAUAGCUACAACAAAGUUAAGGAUGACGUCUGUCCAUAUCGAGUGGAAAAGUGUUAUUCUUGAAUACUACAGGAACUUUACCCGGCUUAUUUAUCUUAGCCUGCAUUGAAUAUGCUGGCUUAUAGAUCUUAUUGGCAAUGCAUUUUGUUGUAUAUAUUUCACAUAAAUUAAGCUCUUGCAAAUGCUACAACUGUAAGAUAAAGUUACUAGGAAUAUAUGGUUAAUAGAACUAUCAGAUAAUGUAAGCUAUUUCUUGAAUUGUUGCCAGAAGACGAAUACACAGAGGUUGUCGAACGGAUUGCUAACAAGCAGCGACCAUUGAAGCAAACAGUGAGCACUUUGCUAGCAGACAAACUGCAUGAAACUAGAUUUUUUUAAUUGAAUAUAUCGCCAUUUCAAAAUUUAGAUAGAAGGUUUUUGAAGAUUAAUAUUAGAUUUAAUCUGACUGAAUUAGAACUUAUGAUACAAUCUCGGAUGUAUAAAAGAAUUAGUAUUGCCUUGCUUUUGUAAGCGUAUGCCAUUGUUUUGUAAUUAUUGUCAUCAUAAACCUGUUUAAUAUGUAAAUUAUUAUGACAAAUGGAGUUGGAUUGUAUUUUGAUUUUGACCUUUACAAAUCAUAUUGUAUUUAUUUUUUGUAUUGUUGUAUGAAGUUGCUUUAAUCCUUCUCCGCGUGUAUAACGCUAAUAAAGCAUAAAACAUC